AUGGGGAUUUUGGUUAAGGAGUUUCCUUGGGUCAAAGGAAUUAACUUUGAUCUUCCUCAUGUUGUUGAAGUUGCGCAAGCCAUGGAAAGUGUUGAGAAUGUAGGAGGAGAUAUGUUUGAUUCCAUUCCUGCAUGCGACGCUGUUUUUAUCAAGUGGGUGUUACACGAUUGGGGAGACGAAGAAUGCAUAAAAAUAUUGAAGAACUGUAAAGAAGUGCUCCCACCAAAGAUUGGAAAAGUGUUAAUAGUGGAAUCCAUAGUCGGAGAAAAGAAAAACACAAUGAUAAUGAAAGAUAAAGAUGAUAAAUUAGAAUAUGUGAGAUUGGCGCUUGAUAUGGUGAUGAUGGUGCACACAAGUACAGGCAAAGAAAGGACUUUGAAAGAAUGGGACUUUGUUAUUAAAGAAGCUGGCUUUGCUCGAUAUGAGGUUAGGGAUAUCGAUGAUGUUCAGAGUGUUAUCAUUGCGUAUCGCUCGUAG
This is a messenger RNA of Brassica napus (rape), 477 nucleotides long. RefSeq names its product acetylserotonin O-methyltransferase-like. The record is from RefSeq and is a predicted model, not a curated record. Gene Ontology annotation, biological process: methylation. Gene Ontology annotation, molecular function: S-adenosylmethionine-dependent methyltransferase activity; O-methyltransferase activity. Bases 1 to 477 code for a protein of 158 amino acids. The transcript has 2 exons. NCBI's taxonomy places the organism in Eukaryota, Viridiplantae, Streptophyta, Magnoliopsida, Brassicales, Brassicaceae.